CCAGCAAGCAAAGCUGCGACGAGAACUGGUCAGACACCGAUGACGAGGAUGACCAGGAGAAGAAGAAGACCAACCUGGUGUCAAAGGUGGUCAUCACACUUCAGGAGCAUGUCAAGUUCUUCUACAGGAAGUUGUCCACCGUUACGAAAGGUCUCCUCAUUCCCGUCAUCUUGCUCAUUGGUUACUUCGUGUACUUCAUCUUGGCAAUGGUCUACGAGUUUGGGAGUGAGUCCUCUGUACGUCUGUUAGCGUGUACCCUCCUUGGGUUGCUCAUCGCCACAAGAAGCUACGUCUCUCGGGCCGUUGUGUGGGCCGUGAGGAAACUGUACGGGGCUGACAGGUUGUCUCCCCUUCACAAACACAGACUUGGGAUCAUACGCUUCUUUACCAGAUGGCUUAUCUAUGGUGUGCUGGCCGGAAUCACGAUCUGGACACUGGUCGAGCAGGGCAAAAAGGAUCUUAGGAAUCUGCGGUCAUUGCCUGGACUAUUCAUAUUUCUCAUCAUCUGUUUACUGAUGUCGACCCACCCGGCAAAGGUAU
Candidula unifasciata is the source of this 540-nucleotide messenger RNA. Lineage: Eukaryota; Metazoa; Mollusca; Gastropoda; Stylommatophora; Geomitridae. The record is from the annotation of a GenBank genome assembly.